This is a messenger RNA of Manis pentadactyla (Chinese pangolin), 10058 nucleotides long. Its product is annotated as 1-phosphatidylinositol 3-phosphate 5-kinase. Lineage: Eukaryota; Metazoa; Chordata; Mammalia; Pholidota; Manidae. Bases 665 to 7012 code for a protein of 2115 amino acids. The transcript is spliced from 43 exons. Gene Ontology annotation, molecular function: 1-phosphatidylinositol-3-phosphate 5-kinase activity; metal ion binding; ATP binding. The record is from RefSeq and is a predicted model, not a curated record. Gene Ontology annotation, biological process: phosphatidylinositol metabolic process; intracellular signal transduction.
AGAUGAGGAUGCAGGUAGUUGUGGUGGGGGUGAGUAGGUUUUUAGGAUCACACUCAAUAACUUAGGCUUUUUUACUCGGUUAGAUGAGUUCUUUGCUGAGAAUGAUAGAUAGCCAUGGUAAAUGGGUGCUGGUGUGGAACAGCAGUGGUAAGGACUGUAACUGGAAGCUGACUACCGACUCCAGUAUGAUUGUUGUGGAGCCCAGCUGAGGAUGGUGACCAGAAUUUGUACUGAUAUCAGCCUUCAAGUUUCGAUGCUACUCUCCAGUGGCUGAGACCAACUCACAGGGGAAACUGGGUAGGGGUUUGGGGUUUGCCAAAACGCUUGAGGAAAGGGAGUGCAGAAUUUAAUUAAAGUAGCACCUCACUCAGAGGUUCAUCUCCCUUCUCACCGCCCCUGCCAAGCCCAAUCGCAGUCAGCAGGUUUUGGUCUGUUUUCUCACCUAUCCGCGCAAUACUCAUAGCAGGACAAAAUGAUGGAUAAUGCCAGCCAAGCAGAACAAGAUGGGGCUUGGUAACUUUAUUUGCAGCAGCCUCUGCAACGCAAACCUUGAAGGAAAAGAUUACCUAUAGCGCUGACAUCACUUGCUCUCGGUGAGACACUACCAAAUGCUUGACAAACAAUUUUACUUCAUCUUCAAAGAACUACCUGUGAGACUCAUGAAAUGGCCACAGAUGAUAAGACUUCCCCAACAUUGGACUCUGCUAAUGAUUUGCCUCGAUCUCCUACUAGUCCUUCUCAUCUCACCCACUUUAAACCUUUGACUCCUGAUCAGGACGAACCUCCUUUUAAAUCAGCAUAUAGUUCUUUUGUAAAUCUCUUUCGAUUUAACAAAGAGAGAGCAGAAGGGGGCCAAGGAGAGCAGCAGUCUCUGAGUGGAAGUUGGGCCAGCCCUCAGCUCCCCUCAAGAACGCAAUCUGUGCGGUCACCUACACCUUAUAAAAAACAGCUUAAUGAGGAACUCCAGCAGCAGUCUUCAGCAGUAUUAGAUAACACUUUGCAACACCUACAGGAGAACACAGACACAAGAAGGAAAGCAGAACCUACUUUUGGAGGUCAUGACCCUCGUACAGCUGUUCAGCUUCGAAGUCUCAGCACAGUAUUAAAACGUCUCAAGGAAAUCAUGGAGGGGAAAAGCCAGGAUAGUGAUCUGAAGCAAUAUUGGAUGCCGGAUAGCCAGUGUAAAGAGUGCUAUGACUGUAGUGAGAAGUUUACCACGUUUAGGCGCAGACACCAUUGCCGACUGUGUGGGCAGAUUUUCUGCAGCCGUUGUUGUAAUCAAGAAAUCCCCGGAAAAUUUAUGGGCUAUACAGGGGACCUCCGAGCUUGCACAUACUGUAGAAAAAUAGCUUUAAGUUAUGCUCAUUCCACAGACAGUAAUUCCAUUGGGGAAGACUUGAAUGCUCUUUCAGAUUCUGCUUCCUCUGUGUCUGUACUUGAUCCAAGUGAACCCCGAACCCCUGUUGGGAGUAGAAAAACCAGCCGCAACAUAUUUUUAGAGGAUGAUUUUGCCUGGCAAAGUUUGAUUCAUCCAGACUCCUCAAAUACUGCUAUUUCAUCAAGACUCGUAUCUGUUCAAGAGGAUGCUGGGAAAUCUCCUGCUCGUAAUAGAUCAGCAAGCAUUACUAACCUGUCACUGGAUCGAUCUGGUUCUCCCAUGGUACCUUCGUAUGAGACAUCUGUCAGUCCCCAGGCUAGCCGCACGUAUGUUAGAGCAGAGACCACUGAGGAUGAACGCAAAAUUCUUCUGGACAGUGUUCAGUUAAAGGACCUGUGGAAAAAAAUCUGCCAUCACAGUAGUGGAAUGGAGUUUCAGGAUCACCGUUACUGGCUGAGAACACAUCCCAACUGCAUUGUAGGAAAGGAGUUAGUCAACUGGUUAAUCCGAAAUGGGCACAUUGCUACAAGGGCACAAGCAAUAGCAAUUGGACAAGCAAUGGUUGAUGGCCGUUGGCUGGACUGUGUCAGUCAUCAUGAUCAACUUUUCAGGGAUGAAUAUGCGCUGUACAGACCACUGCAGAGUACAGAAUUUUCUGAGACCCCUUCUCCUGACAGUGACUCAGUGAACUCUGUGGAAGGACACUCUGAACCAUCCUGGUUUAAAGACAUCAAGUUUGAUGACAGCGACACAGAACAGAUAGCUGAAGAAGGUGAUGAUAAUCUGACCAAUUCUGCCAGUCCUAGCAAGCGCACAUCAGUCAGCAGUUUCCAGUCCACAGUGGACAGUGACUCAGCCGCUUCUAUCAGCCUGAACAUGGAGCUGGACAACGUGAACUUCCAUAUCAAGAAGCCCUCCAAGUACCCACAUGUGCCCCCUCACCCUGCUGACCAAAAAGAGUAUUUGAUUUCUGACAGUGGAGGACAACAGCUCUCAAUAAGUGACGCCUUCAUCAAAGAAUCCUUAUUUAACCGUCGAGUUGAGGAAAAGUCUAAAGAGUUGCCUUUCACACCUUUGGGUUGGCAUCACAACAACCUGGAGCUGCUGAGGGAGGAGAAUGGAGAGAAACAAGCCAUGGAGAGGUUGCUCUCAGCUAAUCAUAACCACAUGAUGGCACUACUCCAACAGUUGCUUCAUAAUGAGUCAUUGUCACCAUCUUGGAGGGACAUUAUUGUAUCACUAGUCUGUCAGGUUGUUCAGACAGUCCGACCUGAUGUCAAGAACCGGGAUGACGACAUGGAUAUCCGUCAGUUUGUCCACAUCAAAAAAAUCCCAGGUGGAAAGAAAAUUGAUUCUGUGGUUGUCAAUGGAUUUGUUUGUACCAAGAAUAUCGCACACAAGAAGAUGAAUUCUUGUAUUAAAAACCCCAAAAUUCUUCUGUUGAAGUGUUCCAUUGAGUAUCUCUACAGAGAAGAAACCAAAUUUACUUGCAUUGAGCCUAUUGUACUUCAGGAAAGGGAAUUCUUGAAGAAUUAUGUUCAGCGAAUAGUUGAUGUUCGACCCACAUUGGUUCUCGUUGAGAAAACAGUAUCUCGGAUUGCCCAAGACAUGUUGCUGGAACAUGGCAUUACUUUGGUCAUUAAUGUAAAAUCACAAGUUUUAGAACGAAUCAGUCGGAUGACCCAAGGUGAUUUAGUAAUGUCAAUGGACCAGCUGCUUACAAAACCCCACCUGGGUACCUGUCACAGAUUUUAUAUGCAGAUGUUUCAGUUGCCCAAUGAACAAACCAAAACACUGAUGUUUUUCGAAGGCUGUCCACAGCACCUAGGCUGUACCAUCAAGCUCAGAGGAGGCUCUGACUAUGAGCUGGCUCGAGUUAAGGAGAUCCUAAUAUUUAUGAUCUGUGUAGCUUACCAUUCUCAACUGGAAAUCUCCUUCCUCAUGGAUGAAUUUGCUAUGCCUCCUACAUUGGCACAAAACCCUUCCUUCCAUUCUCUGAUUGAGGGGCAGGAGGGUGAAGGGGCUGCACAGGAGUCAUUUAGAGGAAGUCCCCUCCUGCGGGAGCCUGACUUCCCUCCAGAGUUUCUGCCCUCCGACGAGGGCAGUUUGCUGGAGUCAAGGAUUGUGUUCGAGAAGGGUGACCAGGAAAAUAAACGCGUUCCCCAGGAUGUUGCCUCUCUGAAGCAUCAAGAGUAUGCCCCAACAGCUUACCUGGCAGGCAUCCCCCGUGCAAUCCUUCCGUCUGCCCCUGAAUUAUUGUUGCCACUCCAUGUGGACGACCAACAGGAUGCCCUAGGUGAGGAGCAGCUGGAGACCUUGCAACAGGCGGAUGAGCUACAGGAUCCUAAAAGCCAGAUGAGAGCCUUUAGAGACCCUCUACAGGACGACACUGGAUUGUAUGUCACUGAGGAGGUUUCCUCUUCCGAAGAUAAACGGAAGACUUUUUCUUUGGCCUUCAAACAGGAGUUAAAAGACGUGAUCCUCUGUGUCUCCCCAGUAAUCACAUUCCGGGAGCCCUUCCUUUUAACUGAAAAGGGGCUGAAAUGCUCCACCCGAGAUUAUUUUGCAGAGCAGGUUUACUGGUCUCCUCUCCUCAAUAAGGAGUUCAAAGAAAUGGAGAGCAGGCGGAAGAAACAGCUGCUAAGGGAUCUCUCGGGCCUUCAGGGCAUGAAUGGAAGUGUUCAGGCCAAGUCUAUUCAAGUCUUGCCCUCUCAUGAGCUAGUGAGCACUAGAAUUGCUGAGCAUCUAGGUGAUAGCUGCAGCUUGGGUAGAAUGCUGGCGGAUUAUCGGGCCAGAGGAGGAAGAAUUCAGCAAAAAAACUCAGACCCUUUUGCUCAUUCAAAGGAUGCAUCAGGCACUUCAAGUGGCAAAUCAGGAAGCAAAGCUGAGGGUGAGGAAGAGAAAGGGCUGAUUCCCAGUGAUGCUGUGUGGUCGGCGAAGGUGGACUGCCUGAAGCCUGAUAACCACCAGAGACUGUGCGUGCUCUUCAGCAGCUCCUCUGCCCAGUCCAGCAACGCCCCCAGUGCCUGUGUCAGCCCUUGGAUUGUGACAAUGGAAUUUUAUGGAAAGAAUGAUCUUACAUUAGGAAUAUUUUUAGAAAGAUACUGUUUCAGGUCUUCUUAUCAGUGUCCUAGCAUGUUCUGUGAUACUCCCAUGGUGCAUCACAUUCGGCGCUUUGUUCAUGGCCAAGGUUGUGUGCAGAUAAUUCUGAAGGAAUUGGAUUCUCCAGUACCUGGAUAUCAACAUACAAUUCUCACCUAUUCCUGGUGCCGAAUCUGCAAACAAGUAACACCAGUUGUUGCUCUUUCCAAUGAGUCCUGGUCUAUGUCAUUUGCAAAAUACCUUGAACUUAGGUUUUAUGGGCAUCAGUAUACUCGCAGAGCCAACGCUGAACCAUGUGGUCACUCCAUCCACCAUGAUUAUCACCAGUAUUUCUCCUAUAAUCAGAUGGUGGCGUCGUUCAGUUAUUCUCCCAUUCGACUUCUUGAAGUAUGUGUUCCACUCCCCAAAAUAUUCAUUAAACGUCAGGCCCCAUUAAAGGUGUCCCUUCUUCAGGAUCUGAAGGACUUCUUUCAAAAAGUUUCACAGGUGUAUCUUGCUGUUGAUGAAAGGCUUGCAUCUUUAAAAACCGAUACAUUUAGCAAAACAAGAGAGGAAAAAAUGGAAGAUAUCUUUGCACAAAAAGAGAUGGAAGAAGGCGAGUUCAAGAACUGGAUUGAGAAGAUGCAAGCAAGGCUCAUGUCUUCCUCGGUAGAUACCCCUCAACAACUACAGUCAGUCUUUGAGUCACUCAUUGCCAAGAAACAAAGUCUCUGUGAAGUGCUACAAGCUUGGAAUAAUAGGUUGCAGGACCUUUUCCAGCAGGAAAAGGGUAGAAAGCGACCGUCAGUUCCUCCAAGUCCUGGAAGACUAAGACAAGGGGAAGAAAGCAAGAUAAGUGCAAUGGAUGCAGCUCCACGGAAUGUUUCUCCAGGACUUCAAAAUGGAGAAAAAGUUUGUUUUUCUUCAGAGGACCGCUUCUUAACGACCCUGUCCAGUCAGAGCUCCACGAGUUCGACUCAUCUGCAGUUGCCUACUCCACCUGAGGGCAUGCCUGAGCAGGCGGUGGGAGGGCCCCCUGAGCUUGAUACAGCCAGCAGUUCUGAAGAUGUUUUUGAUGGACAUUUACUGGGAUCCACAGACAGCCAGGUGAAGGAGAAAUCAACCAUGAAAGCCAUCUUUGCAAAUUUGCUUCCAGGAAAUAGCUAUAACCCUAUUCCAUUUCCUUUCGAUCCAGAUAAACACUACUUAAUGUAUGAACAUGAACGGGUUCCCAUUGCAGUCUGUGAGAAGGAACCCAGCUCCAUCAUUGCUUUUGCUCUCAGCUGUAGAGAAUACCGAAAUGCCUUAGAGGAAUUAUCCAAAGUAACUCUGAGGAACAGUGUGGAAGAAGGGCCUCCAGUGAACAGUAUUUUAGACAGCAGACCAAAGAGUAGCAGUCCUAUAAGAUUACCUGAGAUCAGUGGAGGACAGACAAACCGUGCAGUAGAAACAGAACCACAGCCAACCAAAAAGGCUUCUGGAAUGUUGUCCUUCUUCCGAGGGACAGCAGGGAGAAGCCCUGAUCUCUCUUCCCAGAAGAGAGAGACCUUACGUGGAGCAGAUAGUGCUUACUACCAGGUUGGGCAGACGGGCAAGGAGGGGACCGAGAAUCAAGGCAUUGAGCCUCAAGAUGAAGUGGAUGGAGGAGAUACACAAAAGAAGCAACUCACAAAUCCUCAUGUGGAGCUUCAAUUUUCUGAUGCUAAUGCCAAGUUUUACUGUCGGCUCUACUAUGCGGGAGAGUUUCAUAAGAUGCGUGAAGUGAUUCUGGGCAGCAGUGAGGAAGAUUUUAUUCGUUCUCUUUCCCACUCGUCGCCCUGGCAGGCCCGAGGAGGCAAAUCAGGAGCUGCCUUCUAUGUAACUGAAGAUGAUAGAUUCAUUUUGAAGCAAAUGCCUCGUCUGGAAGUCCAGUCUUUCCUUGACUUCGCACCUCACUACUUCACUUAUAUUACAAAUGCUGUUCAACAAAAGAGGCCCACUGCAUUGGCCAAAAUUCUUGGAGUUUACAGAAUUGGUUAUAAGAAUUCUCAGAACAACACCGAGAAGAAGUUAGAUCUUCUUGUCAUGGAAAACCUUUUUUAUGGGAGAAAGAUGGGACAGGUUUUCGAUUUGAAGGGUUCACUUAGGAAUAGAAAUGUAAAAACUGAUACCGGGAAAGAGAGUUGUGAUGUAGUCCUGCUGGAUGAAAAUCUCUUAAAGAUGGUUCGUGACAACCCUCUGUAUAUCCGUUCUCAUUCCAAGGCUGUGCUGAGAGCCUCGAUCCGUAGCGACUCUCACUUUCUUUCUAGCCACCUCAUUAUAGAUUAUUCUUUGCUGGUUGGGCGAGAUGAUACCAGCAAUGAGCUGGUAGUUGGAAUUAUAGAUUAUAUUCGAACAUUUACGUGGGACAAAAAGCUUGAGAUGGUUGUGAAAUCAACAGGGAUUUUAGGAGGACAAGGUAAAAUGCCAACUGUGGUCUCUCCAGAGCUGUACAGGACUAGAUUUUGUGAAGCAAUGGACAAGUAUUUCCUGAUGGUACCAGACCACUGGACAGGCUUAGGUCUGAACUGCUGAAAUGAAGCACAUAUUUUGAAAUGGACUGUGAAGGAAGGGGGCUGGAACAAAGGACCAAAAAUAAGUUACAUGAUUUCUUUCUUCAUCACAUCACCACUGUAUGCCAGGCUCUUUCAUUCUGUGGCUGUGUAGGUCUGUAACUGAAGGGUUAAAACUUCAUGGAUUUGUACUUUGAUUUUGAUACUUACAAAUUAGCUAUCCGUAGGCUGGGAAGUUGCCUGAACAUUUUUUCACUUAAGCUAAAAUACAGACAUAUUUUAAAAGCCUAAGAGAUGGUUAGAGAUGAGGAGAUAGGGUGAAAAAUAGGUUGUCUUAUUUGCUAACAGUCCUGUUAUAAAAACAGUCUCACAGAUUGUGACUCUCUUGUUAUGAUGUUUGUCACAUUCGUUACUUAGCAUUUAUAGAGCUGGUGAUUCGUUUUGUGUUUCUUAGGUAGCAGUUUAAUGUUGCCUAGGUAGAAUUUCUGAAACCUUGAAAAAAUUCUGAAUUAUUCUAUUAAUGGCCAGUUGAACAGAAUGACACAACCUGUUCUUGUUUUAUUGAGGAAUUUGAGUUAAAUUGGGAUUCCUGUCAUGUUCUGUUUUCAAGUAUGUUUGAUGUUUUCAAGUUCUGUUUUUAUUUGUCUGUGGGUGACAGGAGACUAUAGCCAUUAACUUUAGGCCUUUUUCUGGAGCUAUUUUUUAAGCUUCUUUAUAAUUUAAUAUGUUACACUGCACUUAUCUGCAUAUGCUCAUAUUCUAGGGUUUUUCCCUCACUUUUCAGGGAAACAUUAGUAUAUGAGUCCAGUGAGUAAAUACGCAAAAGGAAAAUUAUUAAUGAAGGAUUUUUCUUAAUGUUAAAAAUAAAUGAGACCCGAUUAAAGACAUUGGGUGAGAGGGAAGCACUUGCUUGCUUUUUUUGGUAAAGAUGAAGUCUUUUUCAAUAUAACCAGCGAUUUAAGUGGCAUCUGUAAAAUUAAGUUUCCAGUGUGGACAUCCAUCCCUUAACUGUCUGUACCAGUUUCUAGGCAAGUUCUGACUAUUGAGAAAUACUAAGAGACAAAAUAUUCUUAGUAAAGAACUUCUUGUUUGAUAGAGUUUUCAUUUGUUUAAAAAGUGAUCAGAAGUACUAAAGUCUCUCUGAGGAAAUAAGAUAACCCCAAAUAUUUCCUCUUGGCCUCUUUCCCUAACAGGGAUAAUUUGGGGAUUUAUAAAGUUUUCUAAAGUUCUACUCUUUUCAGGCUUCCUAUGUAGCACAUUUCUAUGAUAACUUUCAUGUAGUAAGAUAAAGAAAUCUGGAUACAUUCCAGUUACAGACACUGUAAAUACAUGAAACAGGAAUAUUUUGGAAAGUUUUGCUUUAAAUAAUGGAAGUAUUAGUUUGGUGUUAGAAAUGUGGUUUGUUUUGAAUUAGACCCAAAUUGACCAAGGACUUAUGAAUGAUUUGAUAAGCACUUCUUUUAAGAAAAAAGAAAAAAGAUGUGGUGUGCCUUUUGAAAACCUAGAAAACACUGGUGAUUUUUUUUUUAUAUUAAAGACCAGUAAAGAAGUUGUACAGGAGUGAAAAAUAUGUGCAACAUUCUUUAGAGUUCAUAUGUGUUCAAGAACAAUGGAUUUUGCAUCUCAUUUUGAAUGCAAACCCUGUUUUGUCUCUGAUCAUUUUUUCCAUCUAGAUGCUUAGGGGUAUUUAUCCUGUCCAUUUCCUGCACCCCAGUCAUGAAUACUUCAAGCAGGAAGUGUCUUCCCCUAGCUCUGAUAAGGUUGUUUUUUUUUUUAAUCUUAAUACUGUGUGACUCGCUUGGGUCGGUCCUCCAUUGGAAUAGCUCCUGACAAUAAUGUGUCAGGUUGAUUUUGUUUUCCUUUCCCGAACUUGAAGAACUGUUUUUUAAAGUAGUGCUGCUGCUUAGAUAGUUUUGUGGCUAAAAACAGUUCCAGUCUAAUCUGAAGCAAUACUUGCUGCCUUGGAAGGGGGAUCUGUCCUUUUACAACUAUCUUAAUGAAAGGGAAAUAUACAAUUUAAUUUGUGAGUGGCAGAACUAUGUCCCUGGCCCCUUGCUACUCUUGGUUAGGCCACUACCACAUAUGUAAGGUGUUUCAAAUAUUGUGCUACUCAUUGUUAAGCUUUAACUCUCUUAAAUUCCCUUUCAAGCCCUGGAGAAUAGUAAUGCUGAAAAAUUGAGAAUGAGGAAGAAAUCUUAAUACUUUCUUUCUUAGAGUAAAAUAUGAAUACUGAGAAUAACUGAAAGUAGCACAGAAAAGUUAUGUGUACAUGUUGCAUUGUAUAAAAGUCUUAUUUACAAAAAUGAAAUUUUUUUUGAUGCUGUCAAAACUUUUUUAAGAAGUGAAAAGGAUUUACUUUUUUUUAACCCAAGCCUGUUGAAUAUUUAAAAUUUGUAGAUAUUCAAAAUUUCCUACAAAAUGUCCUUUGUAUAAUUUUUUCCUUGAUUCAGCAAUGAGGGUUUUCUAGCUUUGGCUUUUAUUGGGUAUUAUAAAUAGUAGGGUUGUGUUGGUUUUUGUGGCAGCAGUUUCCCCUUGGCGUUUUACCCAUUAGCAGUGGGCUUGUGUAAAACUGCCAAGGAAAGUAAUCUACCUGUAGAAAGCUCGCUUAACUAGCAGAGUGAAAACUGUUGUGAAUGAGCCUUAUGGUGAAACAGGCCAUUCAUUAUUUCCCAAGUGUUAAUUUAACAUACUGAUUCAUGCAGUAUUCAAACCAUCUAGUGCAAUGCCUUUUUUUGUUUUUGUAACACAGGUGCAGUGUAUUAUAGAAAAACAAAAAUUAUAGUCAUGAGCAGUUUUAUGCUGCGUGCUGAUUUUGUAAAAAAAUGUACAUUAUGUCUUUUGACAGGUUUAAUUUUAACUAGAGAAAUGACAUUGUAAAUCAUAAUAGCCUCUUUUAACUUAAUAUGAAAAAUUCAGUUAACAAUAUUGAAAAUACUCAAUGUAUUAUAUUGUAUAUAUUUCUCUACUUUGGUUCCAGCUGUUUUUUUUAUAUGAUUGACAUGUUAUUUAAGAGAUAAAACUGCCUUGAACUUUUGGAGACUGUAAAUAAAGAGGACUUCAGCCUUUUC